Molecule: messenger RNA, 375 nt
Organism: Colletotrichum abscissum
Lineage: Eukaryota; Fungi; Ascomycota; Sordariomycetes; Glomerellales; Glomerellaceae
Exons: 3
Coding region: 1-375 (124 amino acids)
Cellular component (GO): preribosome, large subunit precursor
Source: RefSeq, a predicted model, not a curated record
AUGGCCAAAAGCGCGAGAGCCAGCGUUAUCAAGAAGAACAACCAGAGACUCAAGGCAAAUGUCUUUGGUCCCGUUGAGCAGGCCAGAGCCGAGCGUCUCUCGGCGAAGCUGCUAGAAUUGGCAAAGGCCCCCAAGCCUGAGAGGGAGGCAGACACCAAGAUGGAUGUUGAGGAUGACGACGACGCGGAAAUCAACGGUGACGAUGAGAAGAAGGAGGCCAAGGCGGAUGACACCUCCAUGGACGUUGACUCGGCGAAACCCAAGCGUCGCUCUGGAAGAAUUCAGAAGCAAAGGAAGAAGACUUCCAAGGUCGUCUUCCCCAAGUACAGCGAUCGUCGCGGAGGCUCCAAGGGCGGAGUUUCCAAGAGAAAGUAA